AUGAUUGCACUUGAAGAUAAUGAUGGAGAGGUUCAAUUGAUUGCACAAAAAAGUCUCAAAAAAUUAGGUGAAAACCCAUCAACGAAUGAGAUGAUCAGUCGAUUACUAAUUGCACAUGCGGAUGCUGAUUACCUUGUCCAGUGCAGAGCAUCCGAAAUUAUCCCGAAAUCAGAUGAAAAGGCAGCUACUAACGAGCUAAUUAGUCGAUGGUCUGGUGCACUUGAGAAUCAUGAAGAGUAUACCCCGAUGAGAACAUGCAAAGCUUUUGAAGAAUUAGGAGAAAAGGCAGUAUCGAGUGAGGUGAUUAGUGAAUUGAUAAUUGCACUUGAAGACAGUCAUGAACGCAUACGAUCGAGUGCAUGUGAAACUCUCGCUAAGUUAAGUGAAAAUGCAGCAACGAGUGAGGUAAUCAAUGCAUUGGUGAUUGCACUUGAGUAUAGUGACGAGCAUGUUCGAAAGAAUGCAUGUAACGCUCUCGGUAAAUUAGGCGAAAAAGCAGCAACGACUGAAGCGAUCACGGGACUGAUGAUUGCGCUUGCGAAUAAUGACGAAUAUGUCCGCAAGACUGCAUGUGAAGCUCUAGGAAAAAUAGAUGAAAAGGCAGCAACAGUUGACGUAAUCAGUCAGUUAGUCAUUGCACUUGAAGAUAGUGAUUGGGAUGUGCGAUUGAGUGCAUGUGAAGCUCUUGGUAAAUUAGCUCAAAAGGCACCAACAAGUGAGACGACCAGUGGAUUGCUGAUUGCACUUGAUAAUAGUGAUGAGCAUGUCCGAAAGAUUGCAUGUCAAGCUCUUGAAGAAUUAGGUGAGAAUGCAGCAACGAGUGAGGUAAUGAGUCGAUUAGUGAUUAAACAUGAGCAUAGUAAUUAUCUUGUCCAGUCGAUAGCAUUUGAAGCUCUCUCGAAACUAGAUGAAGAGGCAGCUACAAGUGAAGUGAUCAGUCGAUGGUUGAUUGCGCUUGAGGAUAAUGAAGGGUAUGUCAGGAUGAGAGCAUGUAAAGUUCUCGGAGCAUUAGGCGAAAAAGUAGCAACUAGUGAAGUUAUUAGUGGAUUGGCGAUUGCACUUGAGGACAGUGACAAGUAUGUGCGGAAAGCUGCAUGUAAAGCUCUCGGAGAGUUUGGUGAAACUGCAGUAAAAACUGAGAUAAUCAGUCAACUGGUGAGUGCACUUGGAGACAGUCAUGAAGAUGUUCGAUCUAGUGCCUGUGAAACUCUCGCACAUGAACAAUAA
Messenger RNA from Rotaria sp. Silwood1, 1227 nucleotides. The record is from the annotation of a GenBank genome assembly. NCBI's taxonomy places the organism in Eukaryota, Metazoa, Rotifera, Eurotatoria, Philodinida, Philodinidae.